GUCAUCACGCCACUUCCGUAAUCAGCUCGCCAGUAUUACUGGAAAAUAAAACCGGUGUUACUUCACGUGAUUUUAUCCUGUGAAGCGCUGAUCAAAGAUGUCUAAACCGAAAUUAGUCGUUUUUGACCUCGAUUACACUCUCUGGCCGUUUUAUGUGGACAGUCAUUUUGACCCACCUUUCCACAAAGAUGACAGUGGCACAGUGCGGGAUUCAAGAUUUGCCAAAGUUUCUAUCUACCGGGAUACUGAAAAGAUCCUGAGUUCACUCCAGAGUCAGGGGUUCAAGAUCGGCAUUGCAUCACGAACCAGUGAGGUGGAGGGAGCCAAACAGCUGCUGUCACUCUAUAAUCUCAACCAAUACAUUUCCUUCAAAGAGAUCUACCCCGGGUCAAAGGUCAAGCACUUUAAAAGGCUGAAAUCUGACAGUAUUGUCCCGUUUUCUGACAUGAUGUUCUUUGAUGAUGAGGACAGGAACAUCUUGGAGGUCGGCGAGCUGGGAGUUCACUGCGUGUUGGUUCGUGAUGCGAUCACCUGUGAUUUAGUGAACAAAGCACUCGAGGAGUUCAGCAAGAAGCAAUGACGACAUCGCAGAGAUGCUGCUGUGGAUUGUUGCUUAGUGACAGCUGCUACAGAAACAGUUAUAUAUGUUCAAUGGUUCCAAGUUUAACUAGUAACUGUACAGCACUUAGUAAUUGCAAAACAAGGUCACUGUUUUUAAAUGUAUGAGAUUUUUAAUGUUACACAAAGAAUACAUGGAAAUAUGUUUUUUUUAAUGAUUUUUUUUUAACUUAAUUUUUUUUAUUUCAAGCUUUCAAGGAUGCAAAUUUGCCCUUAAUUUAAUCACCCCUUCUUACAAAGCUAGCCACAAUUCCCUUUUCAGUUUCUUCCCUUUCUGUAAAGGCAAUGGUCUUAAAGGGAUAGUUCAAUCAAAAAUGAAAAUUCUCUCAUCAUUUACUCACCCUCAUGCCAUCCCAGAUGUGUGUGACUUUCUUUCAUCUGCAGAACACAAAGAUUUUUAGAAGAAUAUCUCAGCUCUGUAGGUCCAUACAAUGCAAGUGAAUGGUGACCAGAACGUUGAAGCUCCAAAAAGGCAGCAUAAAAGUAAUCCAUUCGAUUCCAGUGGUUUAACCUCCUGAGACCCGAGCGUGACUGCUGUGUGCAUUUUUCAUUUCCCUUUUUGAUUUGUAACUAGUAGCCCCUAAUAAACAUGCAAAAAAAUAAUAAUAAUUAUGUCCUAGUGUGGGGACGGCAGGUCUAAGUUGUGAAAUUUUAAAUAAUACCAAGCUAUAGAAAGUCAGCUUUUUAUAUAUAUAUAUAUAUAUAUAAAUUUUACAUUUUAUAUCAAAUUAUUCAUCAUGUUUUCAGGAGUGUUGGUUAUUCAUGUUUUUGAGACGUUACUGACAUGACAGCUGAUUUUCUGUAAAGCUGCUUUGGAACAACGUGUAUUGGGAAAACACAAAUAAAAAUGAUUUGACUUGAA
Messenger RNA from Myxocyprinus asiaticus (Chinese sucker), 1480 nucleotides. Its product is annotated as magnesium-dependent phosphatase 1-like. NCBI's taxonomy places the organism in Eukaryota, Metazoa, Chordata, Actinopteri, Cypriniformes, Catostomidae. Gene Ontology annotation, molecular function: acid phosphatase activity. Bases 98 to 580 code for a protein of 160 amino acids. The record is from RefSeq and is a predicted model, not a curated record. The transcript has 6 exons.